Molecule: messenger RNA, 957 nt
Organism: Ochotona princeps (American pika)
Lineage: Eukaryota; Metazoa; Chordata; Mammalia; Lagomorpha; Ochotonidae
Product: olfactory receptor 2T1-like
Exons: 1
Coding region: 1-957 (318 amino acids)
Biological process (GO): G protein-coupled receptor signaling pathway
Cellular component (GO): membrane
Molecular function (GO): olfactory receptor activity; G protein-coupled receptor activity
Source: RefSeq, a predicted model, not a curated record
AUGGACAGGCCCAACACAACCUCGACAGACUUCACCUUGGUGGGUUUGUUCGACAGCGGGGAGACCUCAGACCUGCUCUUUGUCGUGGUCUCCAUUGUCUUCCUUGCCGCACUGAUGGCCAAUGGCGUCAUGGUCUUCCUGAUCCACACGGACACCCAGCUGCACACGCCCAUGUACUUCCUCCUCAGCCACCUGUCGCUCAUCGACAUGAUGUACAUCUCCACCAUCGUGCCCAAAAUGUUGGUCAACUAUCUGCAGGGCCACGGCACCAUCUCCUUCGUGGGGUGCACCGCCCAGCACUUCCUCUACCUGACACUCGUGGGCGCCGAGUUUUUCCUGCUGGGCCUCAUGGCCUAUGACCGCUACGUGGCCAUCUGCAACCCGCUGCGGUACCCGGUGCUCAUGAGCCGCCGCGUCUGCUGGAUGAUCAUCGGGGGCUCCUGGUCUGGCGGGGCCCUGGACGGCUUCCUGCUCACCCCCAUCACCAUGAGCUUCCCCUUCUGCCGGUCUCGGGAGAUCAACCACUUCUUCUGUGAGGCGCCCGCAGUCCUGGAGCUGGUGUGCGCGGACACAGCCCUCUACCAGACCGUGAUGUAUGCCUGCUGCGUCCUGAUGCUGCUCAUCCCGUUCUCGGUGGUGAUCGCAUCCUACGCCCGGAUCCUGACCACCGUGUACCGCAUGAGCUCCGCGGAGGGCCGGAGGAAGGCCUUCGCCACCUGCUCGUCCCACAUGACGGUGGUGACGCUGUUCUACGGGGCCGCCAUGUACACCUACAUGCUGCCGCGCUCCUACCACACCCCGGCCCAGGACAGAGUGCUCUCCGCCUUCUACACCAUCCUCACCCCGCUGCUGAACCCCCUCAUCUACAGCCUGCGCAACAAGGACGUCUCGGGGGCCCUGCGGAGGGCGCUGGGCAGAGUGAAAGGCUCUCACCGAGUGGCAGGAGGUGGCCUCUAA